Messenger RNA from Ambispora leptoticha, 330 nucleotides. Lineage: Eukaryota; Fungi; Glomeromycota; Glomeromycetes; Archaeosporales; Ambisporaceae. The record is from the annotation of a GenBank genome assembly.
AUGUCUUAUUUUCUUCCGCAUUUGACAAAUGGUUGGCAAGUUGAUCAAGCUAUUCUCUCCGAAGAAGACCGAGUUGUGGUGAUACGGUUUGGACAUGACUGGGAUCCAACCUGUAUGAAAAUGGACGAGACAUUAUACGGAAUCGCGGAAAAAGUCAAAAAUUUUGCCGUAAUUUAUUUGGUCGAUAUUACAGAGGUUCCAGACUUUAAUAAGGCACUAGAAGAUAAGCAGGAAUUGAUAGAUAUAAUUGAGACAGUUUAUCGUGGUGCACGAAAAGGUCGAGGUCUUGUGGUAUCGCCGAAAGAUUACUCGACUAAAUACAAGUAUUAG